Molecule: messenger RNA, 843 nt
Organism: Salvelinus namaycush (lake trout)
Lineage: Eukaryota; Metazoa; Chordata; Actinopteri; Salmoniformes; Salmonidae
Product: homeobox protein Dlx3b-like
Exons: 3
Coding region: 1-843 (280 amino acids)
Biological process (GO): embryo development; regulation of transcription by RNA polymerase II; epithelial cell differentiation
Molecular function (GO): RNA polymerase II cis-regulatory region sequence-specific DNA binding; DNA-binding transcription factor activity, RNA polymerase II-specific
Source: RefSeq, a predicted model, not a curated record
AUGAUGAGCGGACAGACUUAUGAGAAGAAGGUAGCGAGCAUUUUGACCGAUCUCCCCGGAUCUAUGAGUUGCCACCCGAGCUCCAAGGACUCUCCGACUCUCCCGGAGUCCUCAGUCACGGACAUGGGCUACUACAGCGGACAGACGGCUCACAGCCAUCACGAAUAUUACCAGAGUCAAACCUACGGGCAACAAAUGAAUGCCUACCAUCACCAAUUUAACCUGAAUGGAAUGGGUGGUGCAGGAGUUUAUCCCACCAAGUCUGAAUACCCUUACACAAAUUCCUACAGACAAUAUGGACAUUACAACAGAGAUCAUCUGCAGGCUUCACCUCAAAGCUCAGUGAAAGAAGAACCCGAGCCUGAAGUUCGUAUGGUGAAUGGAAAACCAAAGAAAAUCCGCAAGCCGAGAACAAUUUACUCCAGCUACCAACUAGCAGCGUUGCAGAGACGUUUUCAGAAAGCGCAGUACCUCGCCCUCCCCGAGAGAGCCGAACUUGCUGCUCAAAUGGGACUGACGCAGACACAGGUCAAGAUUUGGUUCCAAAACCGGAGGUCCAAAUUCAAGAAGCUCUACAAGAACGGAGAGGUUCCCCUCGACCACAGCCCAAACGCCAGCGACUCCAUGGCGUGCAACUCCCCGCCAUCCCCGACGGUCUGGGACAAUAACUCUCUCACUACCCCGCCCAGCAGGCCCCAAAUCCCGCAGCCACCCCUCAGCUCGUCGCCCCCCUACCUGGAGGAUUAUAGCAACCACUGGUACCAACAGGGGUCGCAUCUACAGCACCCGGGCGCAGUGCACCACCCUGUAGUACCACAGCAAAGCGUUGGGGCUGCUUAUUAA